This is a messenger RNA of Carassius gibelio (silver crucian carp), 6435 nucleotides long. RefSeq names its product Ras association (RalGDS/AF-6) and pleckstrin homology domains 1b (gene raph1b). Bases 305 to 5107 code for a protein of 1600 amino acids. NCBI's taxonomy places the organism in Eukaryota, Metazoa, Chordata, Actinopteri, Cypriniformes, Cyprinidae. Gene Ontology annotation, cellular component: cytosol; plasma membrane. The transcript has 17 exons. The record is from RefSeq and is a predicted model, not a curated record. Gene Ontology annotation, biological process: signal transduction.
CUGGGCAGGACAGGAAACGGGACGCGAGGGACGCGCAGCAAUCUCCGUUCUCCGGGAGCGAGAAUGGGAGAGGAAAACGAAAUGUGUCAAUAGAAGACUGGAAGAAUUGAAUCGGGCAAAUAAAUAAUUUGUCUUUUUAGUAUUUAUAUCGCGCUGUUUAGCACCAGAGACGUGGGAUAUUUACCUUUAACAUUAUUCUUAAUAAUUAUCGGCUGUUUUCAUUACAUAAAAUAACUGCAGAGCUAUUCGCCGCUUGGCACAAGUGGACUUCAGUGUAAGAGAAAAACACUAUACCAAAGCAGAUAUGGAGCAGGUGUCAGAUGAUGAGCUGGACCAUGCUGCUGAAGAAGACAGCGAUAAGGAGGACCAGGAUCUUGACAAGAUGUUUGGUGCCUGGUUGGGAGAACUGGACAAACUCACACAGAGUUUGGAUGAUGGGCGUCCUGAGAAAGUGCAGAAAGCUCCUCUCAGACAGGAAACCAACCUUGCCAAUUUCUCCUACCGCUUCUCUAUCUACAACAUCAACGAAGCCAUUAACCAAGGCGAGACAGUGGACCUGGAUGCCCUCAUGGCCGACCUGUGUUCAAUAGAACAAGAGCUCAGCACUAUCGGCAAACCCAUGAGCAAGCCCUUGGAUGGCAAAUCUAGACAAAGACCCACAGGCCGCUCGGCCAGCACCAAACACACCGGAGGGGGCAGCAGCGGAGGAAGUGCCAGCAGCAGCACCAGAGCGUCUCCGGCCUCCACCGUACGAGGUGGCAGCAGUCAGUCACGGCCCCUGGCCUCCAACUUCUCCCUGGAUGACAUCACUGCUCAGCUAGAAAAGGCGUCCCUGAGCAUGGACGAGGCGGCGAAGCAGACUUCCGAAUCUUCCUCAUCAUCUUCCUCCUCAUAUUCAUCUGCAACUCUCUCUCACCCGCCUUCUAACGCACAUCAUCGCCGUACAGGAUCGGUUGGGACGGUCAGUGACCAGGAAGUGCGCUCCAUCGGUCAUUCGUCCAGGUCAAGCGUCAACUCUGCCUCGGCAUCCAGCAUGGAUUCACUGGACAUUCGAGGGCAGGAGAAUGAGGCGCAGUCACAGAAUCCGAACCAAAGCCAGACUAGCACAGAGCAUGUCUCACUGCGAAGGGCCAAUGGUAAAGCUACCAGACGGCAUCUUGACUUCACCUCACAGGAGGGGGAGGUGGAUCAAAGUACUCACUCGUAUCUGGACAGGGAGACCUCUCUGAUUCUGAAAAACAUUGCAGGAAAACCCUCUCACCUGCUGACCAAGGAAGAACAGGCUGCCAAAGCCAAGGCUGAGAAAAUCCGUGUGGCGUUAGAGAAAAUUAAAGAAGCCCAGGUUAAAAAGCUGGUGAUACGUGUACAUAUGUCAGAUGAGAGCUCAAAGACCAUGAUGGUGGAUGAGAGGCAGACGGUCAGGCAGGUGCUGGACAGUCUGCUGGAUAAAUCUCACUGCGGUUACAGUCCGGACUGGGCCCUGGUUGAGACCAUACCUGAGCUACAGAUGGAGAGAAUUUUUGAAGACCAUGAGAACCUUGUGGAGAACUUGCUCAACUGGACCAGAGACAGUCAAAACAAACUCAUGUUCAUUGAACGGAUUGAAAAGUAUGCACUUUUCAAAAAUCCACAGAACUAUUUACUUGGGAGGAAGGAGACCUCUGAGAUGGCAGACAGAAACAAGGAGGCAUUGCUGGAGGAAUGUUUUUGUGGAAGCUCAGUGUCUGUUCCUGAAAUUGAGGGAGUGUUGUGGUUGAAGGAGGAUGGCAAAAAGUCUUGGAAGAAGCGCUACUUUCUGCUGAGGGCAUCUGGCAUCUAUUUUGUGCCGAAGGGCAAAGCCAAGGCUUCAAGGGAUUUGGUGUGCUUCCUGCAGUUGGACCAUGUUAAUGUUUAUUAUGGUCAGGACUACCGGAGCAAGUACAAGGCCCCCACUGACUAUUGCCUGGCCCUCAAGCACCCUCAGAUACAGAAGAAGUCACAGUAUAUCAAAUACCUGUGCUGUGAUGAUGUCAGAACUCUGCACCAGUGGGUUAAUGGCAUUCGUAUUGCUAAGUAUGGGAAGCAGUUGUAUGUCAACUACCAGGAAGCCAUGAAGCGCACAGAAGCUGCCUAUGACUGGUCUUCUCUCUCCAGUACCAGCAUCAAGUCAGGAAUAAGCUCAGUCAGUGUACCUGAAUCACAGUCAAACCACUCUAGCCAAGCAGACAGUGGUAUGUCAGAUGGUACUUCGUCCUCCCAUGCCCGUUCCCAGAGUGUAGUCAGUUCUAUCUUCUCUGAGGCCUGGAAAAGAGGGACGCAAAUCGAAGAGAGUACAAAGGCAAGGCCAGAAUCAAUGCGUUCUACCCAUUCAAGCCAUAGCAGCCAUUCUUCUCAUCAUGUGCCUCAACAGCAGCAUCCACACCCAGUGCCACAGCCACAUCCAAUUCCACAGUCACGUGGAAGUGUCACCCAGGCACUGACACAGGCACCAAUACAGACACCGAUACAGGCACCGGCACAAAUACCACCCCAGGCAACUCCACCCCCACCACCUCCUCCACCACCACCACCUCCUCCACCCCCACCUCCUCCUAUUUCCAGUAUCCCCUACCAUGCCACACCUACCAUGUUUGCCAAAUACAGCACUAUCACUCGGCUGCAGAAUGCCUCUCAGGCCACAAGUCACCACAAGCCUCAGCCUCAAGUCCAGCAGCAAGUCCCACCGGCCUCCAAACAACAAUCAAACAAUAUUCCACCAGGGGCUAACAUACCACCCCCUCCUCCUCCACCGCCACCUGCCCCAGUGCCUCCACCUGGAUCAGCCAUGGCUGUUUUGAAGCUUGGUCCUCCAGCCCCAGCAACAGCUCCUCAGACCUCCCCUCCUCCUCCCCCCUCACCUCCAACUCCACCACCUCCUCCCAUAAUGCCCAUGCAGUCACAGUAUCUACCGCCUCCACCUCCCAUAAUGCCAAUGCAGUCUCAGCCUCUACCGACUCCACCUCCCAUAAUGGCAAUGCAUUCACAGCCUUUACCACCUCCUCCACCCAUAAUGCCCAUGCAGUCACAGCCUUUACCACCUCCUCCUCCAAUAAUGGCAAAGCAUUCACAGCCUUUACAACCUUCUCCACCCAUAAUGCCGGUGCAGUCACAGCCUUUACCAUUUCCUCCUCCUCCUAUAAUGCCCGUGCAGUCACUGCCUUUACCACCUCCUCCACCCAUAGUGUCAAUCCAGUCACAACCUCUGCCACCUCCUCCACCCCCUCUUCAGGGUAAUGGCCUUCCCCCUCCUCCACCACACUCGACAGUACAGUCACCUUUCAUAACCAAUGGACUCAAGAAGGUCCUUGCCCAUAAAUUUCCCAAUGUCCCCCAGGAUAUAAUACCCCUAGCCAAUCAGAUCCAUUCUCCUCCUCCCCCUCCACCACCGCCACCACCCCCAUCAUCAGCACCUACACUCCCUCGCCAACAGCAUAUUGCUACAGCUCCAAAUCCACCACCACCUCCACCAGCCCCCAUGCAGGUGCCAAUUCAACCUGCCGUUUUGCCCAAAACUUUCACUGGUGGAUUUCCACCCCAGACUGCACCAAAACCUUCGUAUGGCAUUCUUCCAGUAUCCCCAGUACCUCCAGCACCUCAAGCUCCAGCACCACCUCCCCCACCCCCACCUCCUCCUCCACCUCCAGCACCAUUGAAGAACCAACCCCCACCUACACUUCCCAAGCAGCACAGCAUCUCCAAGACACUACCCUUCUCCAACCAAACCUCCUCAGUGCCAUCUCUGGUUAAGCAGCUUGCUAGCCAGUUUCCUGUUGCAUCUCCUGCAAUGACCAAUCAAACUGAGUCUCAAAGUCACAAAGCUCCCCAGUCCCUACCUGCAGUGAAGGCUAAACCAAAAUGGCAGCCUGUAGGUCAAGGCCAGCAGCAACAGAGGUCACCUGAAUUUCCACCACCUCCUCCAGAGAAUACCCUUGCCUUUCCUUCACCACCACCUCCGCCACCACCACCUCCACCUCCUCCUCCGGGUACUACUCCUCCUCCUCCUCCACCUCCUCCCCCUCCGGGUACUACCCCUCCUCCUCCUCCACCUCCUCCCCCUCCGGGUACUACCCCUCCUCCACCUCCUCCUCCUCCGGGUACUACCCCUCCUCCACCUCCUCCUCCUCCGGGUACUACCCCUCCUCCUCCUCCGCCUCCUCCUCCUCCGGGUACUACCCCUCCUCCUCCUCCACCUCCUCCUCCUCCUCCGGGUACUACCCCUCCUCCUCCUCCACCUCCUCCUCCUCCAAUGUCAGGCUCCCUUAUAAGGAAGUCCCCUUCUAACUCAUCUGCAGGUGUCAAGAAACCUCCAUCGACAACUCAGUGCAACUCCAGUGCGAAGUACAAUGCCUCGGUGGAGUACCAGGAGUCCCGCAUGAACUUGGUGAGCAAGUUUAACCCUAGUCCAUCAUUGGCAUCAAGCUCCAGUAGCUCACCCUCCAAAGAGCUUUCCACAGGUCCUCGGGCACCCCCCAAACCAGGAAAGCUCAAUCUGGCAAAUCUUCCUUUGGCUUUGCAGAACAAAUUUAAUCAAAACCGCCAACCCACUGCAACCUUUCCAUCCCCUCCACCCCCAGAAAAUGACAUCUUUCCCCCUCCCCCACUGGAGUCUGACCUCCCUCCACCACCUCCCCUUCCAGGUGAUCCAAAUGGUUUGUCUCCGAAAGUGGCUGUGGUCAAUCCUCAGCCCCAGCCUCCUUGGGGCAAGAGUUCCCUGAAAAAGACACAACCUCCAGCGUCAAUUCGCUAUAACAACACUAUUAGAGAGACUCCACCACUCUCACCACCUUGCAUACAAGGGGGCCCUAUUCCCCCUUCUUCUCCCAAAGGCACCACGCAGCCAAACUUCAUGGAGGACCUUCACAAGACACUGAAACGUAAGUCCUCGCGAGUCUCUGGAGACAAAGUGGACCCUGUGGCCACAAUGGAUGACAUGGCUUUGCCACCACCUCCACCUGAGCUUCUGAAUGAUCAACAGAGACACAGUGGUAGUGGCUUCAUGUCCGGGAAUAUCUCAGGCUAUGCAACACUACGGCGAGGGCCUCCUCCUGCUCCACCCAAGCGGGACCACAGCACCAAACUCACAAACUGAGAAAACUGCAACUUUUCCUGGACACUCUUGCUUGCUAUUUACAUGUUUUUCUCAUAGAAGCCAUCAUUUUGUUGGUAUGCUCAGCUUUUUCUGUACAAAACCGCUCAAGAAGUUUCAGCUUUACUGUGACUUUGUGACAGUGCAUCAGUUCCAGUUCCAGACAACUGAGUGAUUCCACUUCAACACCUUGGUACUGCAUGGAAGACAAAACUACAUUAAACUGUUAAUCUUACUGAUUUUUUGGGAAGAUAAACUUUUUCAACUUUGAGAUUGGGUGGGAUUUUGAUUUUAUUUUAUUUUUUUAUAUUAUCGAUUAUUUAAUAAUCUUGUAAGAGAUUUUGUUAUUUCAGACUGAAGUUUUUAAAUGGUUGGAUGGUUGUUGUUUGAGGAGUUUUAGAUGGGUAGGUUGAAUUAGACUGUGUUUGGCUGGUAUAUUAGUUUGGCAAAUCUUUGGCCAUUUAUGUGGCAGAUCAAGUGCUCAAUGGAUGCAUCUAGAAUGGAUCUUGAUCACUAUUGCUCUUUGUGCAUUUUAGUUGUAUUUGUCAGAACUGUAACAUGAAGGACUUGUUGUUCAGGGAGUUGCCCCAAUGUCUAUUUCUGUGAGACUGUGGAAUGUUUGCUUCUUUAUUUGUAUUUUUUAUUUUCAUUAGACCUGUUAAAAUUGUAGAUAUUCUCAUUUGCUGCAGUAUUUGUCAGCUUUGUCUAGGUAAAACAAUUGACUGCCUUGCUGUUCCUUGUUGGUCCUUACUUCCUCUAGUGAACAUUCAAGCUGACAUUUACAAAUUAUUCGCUUAUGAAGAGAUGGACUUUUAAGUCAUGUGACUGAAUGACACAAUCAUUAUUCACAUAGAUUUAUCCUAUAUCCUGUAUUAUAACCUAUAUUAUUGGCUCACAAAUACGGCCAUGCCUUAAGAUUCUAGAACAUGUGUAUCAAACAACUGAUCAAAAUAUCCUCAUCUUGUAAAAAGAGGCCAUUAGGAAGUUCAAUUUCCCUGUAGGUUUUACUUGUUGAAGGAUUCUGGCUCAUUUUCUCCAUUCAGACAUGACGUGCAACUUCAGAAUCUUACAGUGAACACCUAUACUUGGCAUAUGUACAAAACAAUUAUGCAUAUUAACGCAUGUCCACAUUUCAUUUUUGAAGAAUUUGUUUAUUGAAUGUAUUUACAAUAUCAUGAAACUUUUCAGGUUGUUGAGAAGUGACUAACUGAAGUUAAUAUUAAAUUAUUAAAGUAUCCGGUCAUGAUCCAUCAAAGGUCAGUGAACAUCAUGCUCUGCGUAUCCCUCUGCAAAAUGUGUAAUUUUAACUGAAAUUAUACAUGUUGAUAUCA